AUGUUCUCUUGAUUUUCAUAUCGGCGUAGCGAAAUCUAUUACUGAUCAAUGUAUAGGACUGAGUUCGGAAACGGAGAAUCGGUUCGAUAUUUGGUUGCUUCGGUUUCUGAAAUGCAGGUCUGUACCUCAAUCAUCGAUAUUUGCAUUUGAAAACGGAGUCACGAUGAUUGAGUUCUCUUUACUGUAAUGGCUCCAACACCGUCUUCUAAAUCAAAUCAAAGUCACAUGAGCCAAUUGAGAACUCCUCAAGCGAAGCGGCUCAAUUUUCAUACCCCUAGGGCACAUCCAUCCCCUUUCCCCAACUCCGCCAUUAAAGACUCCCAAUCCGAGCACCCAGUAGAAGUAAUCGGCCGGAUCCGAGAAUAUCCUGACCGGAAAGAAAAACCGGUUUCGAUUCUGCAGAUCAAUCCCGACGGUCAGAACGUUCGGGUUCGGGCCGAUUUCGGGUACCGCGAUUUCAGCCUCGAUGGUAUUUCUCUGUCGGAAGAGGAAGAUCUCGAUACGUUUUACAAGAAGUUCGUCCAAGCGAGGAUUCACGGCGUUAAGUUGGGGGAGAAAUGUACGAUUAUGAUGUACGGACCCACUGGCGCCGGCAAGAGCCACACCAUGUUUGGCUGUGCGAAACAGCCCGGGAUUGUGUAUCGGUCGCUGAAGGACAUUUUAGGCGACGUCGAAAGUGAAGCCGCCGGCGGAGAGCGGUUGGGAGUUGGAAUGUUCGUGCAAGUUACGGUGCUGGAGAUUUAUAAUGAAGAAAUAUACGAUCUUCUAACGAGUAAUUCUGGUGGAGGGCUAGGGCUUGGCUGGCCUAAGGGCAGUGCCUCUAAGGUGAAGCUUGAAGUGAUGGGGAAGAAGGCAAAGAAUGCUACUUAUCUAUCUGGUAAUGAAGCAGGAAAGAUUUCCAAAGAGAUUCAGAAAGUGGAGAAAAGAAGGAUUGUUAAAAGUACACUCUGUAAUGAGAGAAGUUCAAGAAGCCAUUGCAUGAUAAUCCUCGACGUGCCGACUGUCGGUGGGCGCCUAAUGCUUGUCGAUAUGGCUGGUUCUGAAAAUAUAGAGCAAGCUGGCCAAGUUGGAUUCGAGGCAAAAAUGCAGACAGCAAAGAUAAAUCAAGGUAACAUUGCACUGAAAAGAGUGGUUGAAUCAAUUGCCAAUGGUGAUUCUCAUGUGCCUUUUAGAGACAGUAAAUUGACAAUGCUUUUGCAGGAUUCUUUUGAGGAUGAUAAAUCCAAAAUUCUGAUGAUUCUAUGUGCCAGUCCUGAUCCCAAGGAAUUACACAAGACGAUCUCGACACUCGAAUAUGGUGCGAAAGCCAAAUGCAUCGUCCGUGGUCCGCAUACGCCGACGAAGGAUAAAUGUGGUGCUGAUGAGUCUGCUUCUGCUGUUAUUCUGGGAUCUAGAAUUGCAGCAAUGGAUGAUUUCAUCUUCAAGUUACAAAAGGAGAACAAACUCAGAGAAAAAGAGAGAAAUGAGGCACAUAGAGAACUCUUGAAGAAAGAAGAACAAGUGGCAGAAUUGAGAGCUAGGCUCGAGCAAGCAGGCUCGAGAGGAUCGGGGACGAGCGAGGAAGAGAUCAAUUCGAAGGUGAACGAAAGAACCGAAAUUCUGAAACUUGAGUUGGAGAGGAAGCUGGAGGAGUGCCAGAGAAUGGCUCAUGAAUUUGUUGAAUUGGAAAGGAAAAGAAUGGAAGAGAGGAUACUGCAGCAGCAACACGAAGUCGAAACGUUGAGACGACGUUUGGAAGAAAUCGAAACUGGACUAUUGACUUCAAGGAAUAAUGCAGAAACAAGCAAUGAUGUUGUAAACAAAUCAAGGGACAUGGAUGGCUGCAGGCUUGCUAAAAGGCUCUUAGGAGGAGUUUAUGCAAGUGCAGAUGCAGGGAUGGUGAAGUCCAUGGACUUGGACAUGGAUGAUCAAGAACCAAUCAUCGCCGGUAUGGAUUAUCAACUGUCUACCAACAAUGGUAUCCAAAGCCUACUAGAGAAAGUGAACGAGUUGGUUGAUCACGAUGUGUUUUCAUCACGGUUUAGGGACAGUGAUAGAGUAUGCCUAAGUACUGUGUUAGAGGAAGACGAUGCAGAAGAUGAAGAGGAUAAGGAAGUAAUAGAAGAAAAGAGAGUAGUGAGUACAGUUAUGAACAGAACAAGUCAGAAUCUCAAGGAGAGAUCGGAGAUCGGCAUCGGAUUAAUAAACGACGAUGAAAACUCUAAGGACACCGCGUUCUCGAGAAAAUUGAGAAUUCAAAAUAUAUUUACUCUUUGUGGAAACCAGAGAGAGCUUUCACAUCAAAUUCUAUCAGACAUGACGAACCAGAAGGGAGGAGCUGUAUUAGCAGAGAAUGAAGAGGCAAUGCUGCAGCCUAUAAAGCUAGCAGUAAAGUGGGGAGUGAACAGCCCAGGAGGUGUUGAUGAUGUUGUGCCAUUGAGUCCAAUUCCAUUGUGUUCAAAGGAGAACAAGCUGCCUGUCACGCCGAACGACGUAUCGCAGCAACACGAUGGCCUAUUGCCGAGGCUUAGCACCACGCCGUUCAUCACUGUAAGAAAACACUAAGAGAGAAGGGAAGGGGGACAUUUUUUAUGUUAGGCCUUCUUGCAUUUUCCAUUGUGCUCAAAGGAGAACAAGCUAGCUGCCCGUCACGCCGAACGACGAAUCGCAGCAACGCGAUGGCCUAUUGCCGAGGCUUUAUCUGCGCGACACCGUUCGGCACUGUAAGAAACAAUAAGUAAGAGAAGGAAAGGGGAAGAUUUUUUUGUGGCAUUUUUGUUGUACUGGACUCUGAAGAUCAUUAUUUUGAGUUCUUCCUUCCCAUUGUUCUUCUAAUAGGAAAUUGAAUUGGCCUGAUGGAUGGGGAUG
Messenger RNA from Cucurbita maxima (winter squash), 2847 nucleotides. RefSeq names its product kinesin-like protein KIN-10A. Gene Ontology annotation, cellular component: kinesin complex; microtubule. Gene Ontology annotation, biological process: microtubule-based movement. The transcript is spliced from 8 exons. Gene Ontology annotation, molecular function: microtubule motor activity; microtubule binding; ATP hydrolysis activity. Bases 187 to 2544 code for a protein of 785 amino acids. Lineage: Eukaryota; Viridiplantae; Streptophyta; Magnoliopsida; Cucurbitales; Cucurbitaceae. The record is from RefSeq and is a predicted model, not a curated record.